Molecule: messenger RNA, 2417 nt
Organism: Melospiza georgiana
Lineage: Eukaryota; Metazoa; Chordata; Aves; Passeriformes; Passerellidae
Gene: PRKAR2A
Product: protein kinase cAMP-dependent type II regulatory subunit alpha
Exons: 11
Coding region: 120-1319 (399 amino acids)
Biological process (GO): regulation of protein phosphorylation
Cellular component (GO): cAMP-dependent protein kinase complex
Molecular function (GO): cAMP-dependent protein kinase regulator activity
Source: RefSeq, a predicted model, not a curated record
CCCUGAGCCCGCACCGCCACCGCCACCGGCACCGCCGGCCGCGGACGCGGGGAAGGGCGGACGGACGGAGGGAGGGUGGGAGGCAGGGAGGCGAGGCGGCCUCCCGGGUGUCCGGCACCAUGAGCAUCGAGAUCCCGCCGGGCCUCACCGAGCUGCUGCAGGGCUACACGGUGGAGGUGCUGCGGCACCGGCCGUCCGACCUGCUGGGCUUCGCCGCCGAGUACUUCGCCCGCCUGCGGGAUGCCCGCGACCAGGAGGCGGGCGGUGGCCGCAGGGUGGUCAGCUUCGACGGGGAGCCCAUGCAGACCGAGUCCAACGGCGACGAGGAGCCAGACCGCGGCGACGACGAGUCCGACUCCGACUUCGAGCCUCCAGUUGUUAACCGAUACAACAGAAGAGUAUCAGUUUGUGCUGAAGCUUUCAAUCCAGAUGAAGAGGAGGAAGACACAGAACAAAGGGUAGUUCAUCCAAAAACUGAUGAACAGCGAUGCAGACUGCAGGAAGCAUGUAAAGAUAUCCUGCUCUUCAAAAACCUAGAUCAGGAGCAGCUGUCUCAGGUCCUUGAUGCCAUGUUUGAGAGGAAGGUGAAACCUCAGGAACAUGUGAUUGACCAAGGGGAUGAUGGAGAUAACUUCUAUGUUGUUGAGCGAGGGUUGUAUGAUAUUGUUGUAGCAAAAGACAACCAGUCUCGCUGUGUGGGCCGCUACGAUAACCACGGCAGUUUUGGGGAGCUGGCACUGAUGUACAACACUCCCAGAGCUGCCACCAUUGUUGCCACAACAGAAGGAGCCCUUUGGGGACUGGAUCGAGUGACGUUCAGAAGAAUUAUACUGAAAAACAACGCAAAGAAGAGGAAGACGUAUGAAUUAUUUAUUGAGUCUGUGCCCCUUCUUAAAUCCUUGGAGGCAUCAGAGCGAAUGAAGAUAGUGGAUGUUAUAGGAGAGAAGGUGUACCAAGAUGGGGAACGUAUCAUUUCUCAGGGUGACAAAGCAGACUGUUUUUACAUUGUAGAAUCUGGAGAAGUAAAAAUCUUGAUUAAAAGCAAGACCAUGACGAGUAAAGAAGCCAAUCAAGAGGUGGAGAUUGCCCGGUGUCACAGAGGGCAGUACUUUGGAGAGCUUGCACUUGUUACCAACAAACCCAGAGCAGCCUCUGCCUAUGCUGUUGGGGAGGUCAAAUGUUUAGUCAUGGAUGUGCAAGCAUUUGAGAGGUUGCUUGGACCCUGCAUGGACAUUAUGAAGAGGAAUAUUACACAUUAUGAGGAGCAGCUGGUGGCAAUGUUUGGCUCUAGCAUGGACCUGAUGGAUCCAGGGAAUUAGGCACAGGGUACCUCAAUGCCUUCUUAGUUCAAGACACAGAAAAGCCUCCUAUCAGCAACACAACUCACAAGGACAACGGACACUACGGAACAGUUACUGCUGCUGUUUUCUUGGGCAUUUUAGAAACCAUAAACAAGUCUCAGCACAGAUGGAUUGCUCACUCCUCCCUGCCUCCACUUUGCUGCUGAUACUUCAUUAUUAGACCUAGAUUAAAGAUGAUUCUAACCCUAUGUUCACUUACUUGGUUCAGAAUGGCGUCUGUCCAACAGUUCAAGUGCCUGAUACGAAACCCAAAGUGUGCAAGACAUAGGAGCCUCCUUCCUUCUGGGUGUCACUGUUGGGGUAAAUUGUCCCUUCACAUUCUCUAGUGGGAGGUUGCCUGUUCUGCAGAGGCAGCCUGUGGAAUACAAGCCUUUUAUGGGCUGAUUACCUUCAUCUGAUGCUUUCCUUACACAAUGUCAAAUUUGCUUUUAAUUGUAGCAUCUGGGUUUGAAGUUAAAGUAUCAAUGGAGCCAAUGAAUAAGAUGGCACUGAAGUUUUGGUCCACCUGCUGAAAGCAGCAGGUAAUAAAUAAAGAGAACUCUUUAAACCAAGUAAACUGAGCUGGGGACAUGGGAGAGUUUGAUUAGCAACCAGAUGCAGAAAACGUAUUUUAAGUGUUUUCUGAGCAGCAAAGAAAAUUGGUUUACUCUAUGCUGUCCAACAAAGUGCAGUGGUUCAGAUCAAAUGGCCUGAAAGUGUCAUAAUUGUCAUCUCCCCAAAUUUGCUCCUUGUUCCUGACACUGAGUACAUUUUAUGGUGGUGAGAUAACAAUAUAUGACCUUCUCUUGCUUACAGAGAUCCUUUAUACUGCUACAUUUCCCAGGGUGCAGUUGUUGACUGGGUCAGUUUUAAAGCUUUUUAAGGAGGUGAAUGUUUUGUAAUUUAAAUGAAGACUACUUCUGUACUUGUUUACAGGAGCUUCCCCUAGUCCUAACAUUUCACAGUAUUUUAACUUCAUUAGACACUUGAAUGCUUCCAAAUACCAUGUUGAUUUGCUAAACUUUUCAAAAGUUGGCAACAUUUGACUUUGUAAAGCAAAUGUCUUUGCUAACUACG